AUGUCGAGGAAGACUGUUGAGGCCAGAUCAUUCUUGCCUCUGUGCAGAAGGCCCUACAGCUCUACCGCUCGCCUUUGCCAGCAUCCCCGCCCUGCCACCGCUCCCAAGCAGCACCCUCACCUCGCCCAGAUCCGAGACAAUGUCGAACUUUACGAACACAAUGCGGUGGUCCGAAACUACCACGGCCACAAGGACAUCCCACGCAAGGUUGCGGAGAAUGUCAGAAAGAUGACAACCCUUGACCACCGCCUGAACGGUCCACGUCACACACUCAAGGAGUUACAAAAGCAGAUGAAUGCUACUGCAGCAGACAAGUCUGAAAUAAUUGCUCAGAUGCGAGAGCUUAGGGCGGGGGUGAGCACUCUGGAGGAUCAGCGUGAAAAGCUGGACGCAGAGACGCGUGCUAUGGCGCUGUCCUUGCCCAAUUUGACCUCCUCCGAGACCCCAACCGAUGGCGAACCGAGACUACGGACAUACAUCAACUACGACCCAGAGAGUCCUCCCAAGUACAGCAACUCGGCAGAUCACUCUGUCAUUGGCGAAAGACUGGGCAUACUCGAUUUCUCAUCUGCUUCCGUAGCAUCUGGAUGGGGCUUUUACUACUUGCUCAAGGAGGCCGCGCUCCUCGAGCAAGCUCUCGUCCAAUAUGCGCUAUCAGUCGCCAUGAAACACGGCUGGUCUGUGGUGGCUCCCCCCUCUCUAGUGUAUUCCCACGUGGCUGUUGCUUGCGGGUUUCAGCCUCGGGAUCAGAAUGACGAGCAGCAAAUCUGGCAGGUGGCACAGCCGGCAAAAGAUGCUGGAAAACCAACCAGGAGCUUGGCUGCGACGGCUGAAAUAUCCCUGGCAGGAAUGCACGCGGGCAAGAGUCUACCGGAGAAUCAGUUGCCUGUGAAGCUGGUUGGUUCUAGUAGAUGCUUCCGUGCCGAAGCCGGUGCCAGAGGAGUGGACACGAAGGGCCUCUAUCGAGUACAUGAGUUUACCAAGGUGGAAAUGUUCGCCUGGACUGACUGUCCCGCACCUACGGGAGGGCUACCGGAAGAGUCAAGCUGGGUGCAGAGUUCUACACAGGUGUUCGAUGAAAUGGUUGGCAUUCAGGUUGAGAUUCUGUCAUCGCUUGGUUUGCCGUGCCGAAUUCUCGAAAUGCCUUCUUCGGAUCUCGGCGCGAGCGCAUACCGCAAGAUCGAUAUCGAGGCGAUGUUCCCGUCGAGGAAGAAGAGAGACGGCGGGUGGGGUGAAGUCACCUCGGCCUCGAUCUGCACGGACUAUCAGAGCCGGAAGCUGGACACCAGGAUCUUGGAGAUGAGCGGGUCGAAAAAGAAAUUCGCCCAUACCGUGAACGGAACGGCCAUGGCGAUACCGAGAGUUCUGGCUGCGGUUCUGGAGAAUGGAUGGCGUGAAGAGGAUGGUUGUGUCAUCAUCCCCGAGGUGUUGAGGGCUUAUAUGGGCGGUAUGGAGAAGAUCGGACCCCGGUGA
This is a messenger RNA of Capronia epimyces CBS 606.96, 1473 nucleotides long. RefSeq names its product seryl-tRNA synthetase. Gene Ontology annotation, molecular function: tRNA binding; serine-tRNA ligase activity; ATP binding. Gene Ontology annotation, biological process: mitochondrial seryl-tRNA aminoacylation. Bases 1 to 1473 code for a protein of 490 amino acids. The transcript has a single exon. Lineage: Eukaryota; Fungi; Ascomycota; Eurotiomycetes; Chaetothyriales; Herpotrichiellaceae. The record is from RefSeq and is a predicted model, not a curated record. Gene Ontology annotation, cellular component: mitochondrion.